This is a messenger RNA of Ogataea philodendri, 3369 nucleotides long. RefSeq lists its product as uncharacterized. The transcript has a single exon. Gene Ontology annotation, biological process: actin filament bundle assembly; barbed-end actin filament capping; mitotic actomyosin contractile ring assembly. NCBI's taxonomy places the organism in Eukaryota, Fungi, Ascomycota, Pichiomycetes, Pichiales, Pichiaceae. The record is from RefSeq and is a predicted model, not a curated record. Gene Ontology annotation, cellular component: mating projection tip; cellular bud neck; cell division site. Bases 1 to 3369 code for a protein of 1122 amino acids.
AUGGAGGCCAACGGAGAGUUUCUUCGGGCACUUCAAAAUAGCCGCCAAUCCCACAGCGGAUCACCCACACGUGUGCCCAUUAGCUCGGGCAACGUGGUGGACCUGGGACUCGAUCUUGCCGGUAAGGGGUUGGGAUCAGGUUUGCGGGCAGGGUUUGAGUUUCAUUCUGAUACAACCGCGAGAGACGGCCAUCGGCGGCCUGUAAGCAGGUUCAUCUUCAAGUUGCGCGACAGAACUUUGGAUGUGGCCGGUUUGCGCGACCUGGAGUCUGUUUGUGCGGAGAUCGACCGCAACAGGGGCUGGAUCGGUGAAUUUAUCGCUGGUAAUGGAGUCGAACUAAUUGCCAUCAACAUCGGCGAAUUGUACGAGACAGGGCUGGUGUCGGCAGAGUUCGAGUUUCUUGCGCUGACGUGCAUCAAACACAUCAUGUCGUGUUUCCAGGACCUUGCUGGCCGGAUCAGCUACGAUGUGGCUACGCUUUUAGUGUCGUGUUUGGUUUCGCGGGAUAUUGUGAACCGGAACCUGGUGACCGGCGUGUUUACGUUGAGCAUCGCGCACAGCAAACAGUGUGCGAAGGAUAUUGUGCACGCGAUCCAGAAAACCGUCGGGUUACAGACCUGGCUGGACUCGGCAAGAGACACAAUUUCGCAUACCAAGGUUUACGAAACGGCAGGCCUUUUGGACAGAGCGCACCCUGUUUACUUGGUGAACGAGUAUGCGUUGCUGACCACGUUUUUCAUCUCGUCUUUGGUCAUGGAAACAAGAGGCUUGCGGUAUAACCUGGAAAAGUACGGUCUGAUUUCGUUUUUUGAGUCUGCUGCCAAACUCAACAACGAUGGCAUCAACGACCUGAUCCGCAACUAUUUCGAGACCGACAGAGCUCCAUCCGACCAGUCGAUGGUGUCGGAGAGUUCAGUUUCGUUUGAAAAUCCGCAUCUAGAGAAGUACGCUGGCCAGAUCUUGCGCUCGCUGACUCACCUGAGCGAGAUAAAGAAGCCGAAAGACGCAGAGAAAUGUUUCAAACUGAUCUCGCUGCUUGUGGACCACGUGAGCGAGCUGCGAUCGGUCGGAGACGACAACAUAGCGUUCUCGAUCCAGAUGCUGUUUGACAGACUCAGCUCAGACGAUAUGGCUAUCCGUGCCACCACAGAGUCGCGCCAUGCACUCAAGCUGCUUAGAGAGUACAAGAAGGAGAUUGGCGAGCUCCAAAAGGAGAUCCACAACCUCACGCAUCUGAGAAAGCCGUUGGUGCGUGUCAACGAUAGACAGUCGUCGGUGAUUCGAAUCAGCUCCGGCCGACCAAUAGAUACAAAGGAUAAGGAGAACAUACAUGAGAGUGCGGCCAAGUCCGUGAAAGAGGUGCACAUAAAGCGUGCUGCUUCGAACUCGAACGGAUACUUUGAGCCGUAUGAUAACUACCAGUUGACCAACGACGCGGGUCUCGCGAGCACAACACCCCCAGCGGCCUUAGCAGCUCCACCGCCGCCUCCGCUUCCACCAACACUGGCAGGAGUAGCUUCUUCGGUGCCGCCACCGCCGCUGCCGCCGUUCCUCCAGAAGGGGCAUCCAACUCCGCCGAAAACUGCAGGCUCUGUGCCUCCGCCUCCACCUCCUCCAGCAUUUCUCAAACCAGCCGGUGGUGCAGCACCGCCAGCGCCUCCACCGCCGCCGUUCCUCAAACCAAGCGUGCCAGCAGCUCCGCCCGUGCCGCCGCCCGUGCCCAAACUCGUCUCUGAUACGAGUCAAAUUGUCGUUCAAAAGAAAAAUGCGGCCACGGAGCCACACGUAGAGCCUACUAGGCCAUACGUUCCGCGCAGACCAAGCUCGAAACUCAAGCAGAUCCACUGGGACAAGCUCGAGGAUACCUCCAACACCAUCUGGAGGUCUGCGGACGACCGCCAGCUGAGCGACAAGCUGAACGAGCUGGGCAUCCUUGAGGAGCUGGAGAACCAGUUUUACGCAGUGGAAGCCAAGAAGUUCAAGACCAAGCCUGUGGAAAAGAGACAGACCAAACUCAGCUUCCUAUCCAGAGACUUACAACAGCAGUUUGGAAUCAACCUGUACCAAUUUGCCAGUCUGUCUGAGGACGAGCUGGUGACCAAAGUUUUGAGAUGCGACAAGUCGAUUGUGCAAAACAGCAGUCUGGUGGACUUUUUCUGCAACGAGUCGCUGACCGACGUGUCGCCGAACCUGAUGCGGUCGUUUGCGCCGUACUCGCGCGACUUCACCAAGGACCACGAGCCCACCAAGGACCCGGCAGAGCUAGACCGGCUCGACAGAGUGUAUUUGGAGCUGUGCUACAAUCUGCGCAGGUACUGGACGCCGCGGUCCAAGUGCGUGGCCAUGUGUCUGAACUACGAGCAUGACCUCGAGGACCUUAGGCAGGACAUCCAGCUGGUGAAAACCGCCGUGGACGCCGUCAGCAACUCCAAGGCCCUUGUGCAGGUACUGUACAUCAUCAAGAACCUCGGCAACUUCAUGAACGAUGUUUCCAAGACAGCUGAUGGGUUCAAGCUGAGCACGCUGCAACGGCUCAAGUUCCUCAAGGACGCCAAGAACACCACCACGCUGCUCAACUACAUCGAGCGCAUCGUGCGCACCCGGUUCAGCGAGUACGCGUCGUUUGUGGACGAGAUCAAGUCUGUGCACCAGGCGCACAACAUCUCGAUCAGCAACCUGGAGACAGAGUUUAGAGACAUGAAAAACGGGAUCGACGUGUGCAUGAAGGCGCUCACCACAGGCGCACUGAGCGACUCGAAGCUGCUGCAUCCAAAGGACCGGAUUGUGGCCUAUGCUAAACCGAUUCUCGAGAAGGCCUCAGAUAAGGUGAGCGAGCUUGAGACAUUGCUGCAGACCACGAUGGCCGAUUACAACCGGCUGAUGGAGCACUACGGCGAGAAACCGGGCGACGAGGGCGCUAGAAACUCGUUCCUGGCCAAGUUCAAGACGUUUGUGGACGACUACAAGAAGGCCCAGGUCGAUAGUCUGCGUGUGGAACAGGAAGAGAAAGCGUACCAGAAACGGAAGCAGAUGAUGGAGGAGUUCCGCAAGAGCAAGUCUGAGAAGGACAAACCGGCGGAGAACAUUGUUGAAAACCUGCUGGACCAGCUGCGCACGAAAAGACCAGCCUCCAAGCCGCGAGAGCUGCCAGAACACGAGGAGACCAAAGACAUUAGCAACAAGGCAUUGGAGCUUCUAAACAGCCUGCCGAAACUUGGCAACGCCCCGGAACUGACAGCUACGUGUCCUGCGACGCCCGAAAGCCAAUCAAAGGUUUCAAGAACCGGUCAAGGGUCGCCAGAUAAACUGUCAAUGAUUCCGUACUUAAUCACCGAGACAAUGAGCCCUAGCAAAUUGAAAGACAACUGA